Carassius auratus (goldfish) is the source of this 1255-nucleotide messenger RNA. RefSeq names its product gamma-glutamyl hydrolase-like. NCBI's taxonomy places the organism in Eukaryota, Metazoa, Chordata, Actinopteri, Cypriniformes, Cyprinidae. The transcript has 9 exons. Gene Ontology annotation, molecular function: gamma-glutamyl-peptidase activity. Gene Ontology annotation, biological process: tetrahydrofolylpolyglutamate metabolic process. Gene Ontology annotation, cellular component: vacuole. The coding region runs from base 42 to 986 and encodes 314 amino acids. The record is from RefSeq and is a predicted model, not a curated record.
GCUGUCAUUUAUUUCCUCCUUUGGUGUGUUACCUGAGGUGGAUGUAUUACCAGGUGCUCGUCAUCGCGGUCUUUGCCGCUUUUCUAUGCGGUUUUCCAGCAUCAUGCGCUCGUAGUUUAAAUGACAGACCAAUCAUCGGAAUUUUAGCCCAGGAAAACUUAGAAGACGACCCUCAUGCACAGGGCACUUCUUAUAUUGCUGCAUCAUAUGUGAAACACUUGGAGUCAGCUGGUGCCAGGGUUGUACCAAUUCACAUAAAUCGCACAGAGGAGGAGUAUGAAAAACUGUUCAAUGCAAUUAAUGGUUUGCUGCUUCCUGGUGGGGAUGUGGACAUUGUCAAGUCUCAGUUUACCAGAGUGGCAAAGAUUUUCUAUGAACUUGCAGUAAAGGCUAAUGAUGUUUCGGAUUAUUUUCCGAUCUGGGGCACUUGCCAGGGCUUCCAGCAGCUCACGGUUCUGACUAGCAACAAGAACUUAUUGACCUUGACUGACACCAAAGCAGUCGCCCUGCCACUGACCUUCAGCCCAGGAGCUCAAAAAAGCAGGCUGUUUAAGAAGUUUCCAAAGGAUGUUCUUCAGUCUUUGUCAGAAGAGAACAUCACGUCUAAUUUCCACAGCUGGAGCUUGUCCAUGCAGAAUUACAGUAGCAAUGCCAAGCUUAAGCAUUUUUAUCGAGUCCUGACAACAAACACAGAUGGCAAGAAGGAGUUCAUUUCCACCAUGGAGGCAUAUCAAUAUCCCUUCUAUGCUGUUCAAUGGCAUCCAGAGAAAAGCCCAUUUGAGUGGAUUGAGAAAGAUGGUAUGGUGCACACACUCUCAGCCAUCAAAGCCGCGUUCUACACUGCCCACUUCUUCGUUUCUGAAGCAAUGAAAAACCAUCAUCGGUUUUCUUCGCAAAGUGAAGAAGAAAAAUAUCUGAUUUACAACUAUCAGCCUGUCUUCAAAGGCACGAACAGCAUCUUUCUUCAAAAUUACUACUUCGAUUGAGUGUUCACACUGUUCAUCGUGGCAGAAUUAUUUUUUAUUUCAUUUUUUUAAACUAUUGUUUUUAUUUCUUUUGCUCAAAGUUUGCCCAAACUUGAUGUUUGGAAUGCAUAAUUGUAACAUUCAUAAUUCUGACUCACUUACGUAGCUCUCGAUUGUAGAUAUGAAGUGUUUUAGAAUCACCGUGACAGAAUGUAUUGUUACAGUUAUAUCCAUUUCAGAAGUCAUAUUAUAUAAUAUGUAUCUUCUUGUGCCAUUGUUCAGCAGUUAAA